Molecule: messenger RNA, 861 nt
Organism: Pyricularia pennisetigena
Lineage: Eukaryota; Fungi; Ascomycota; Sordariomycetes; Magnaporthales; Pyriculariaceae
Exons: 2
Coding region: 1-861 (286 amino acids)
Cellular component (GO): plasma membrane; endoplasmic reticulum
Source: RefSeq, a predicted model, not a curated record
AUGUCCGGCAAUCAAGCCCUCGGAAUCAACUCUGUCGUCGGGUCCCAGGCCAACACGGCUCUCACGAGCCACGGCAGCGACUGGUAUUUUACCGUGACGGCUCUCAUGACGGUCUCGGCCCUGACAUUCACCGCGGCCGCCGUCAAAAGGCCGCCGUACCACCGCGUCUUCCACCAGACCUCGGCCCUGUUCUGCUUCGUGGCCGCCAUAGGCUACUUCAGCAUGGGCUCGGGCCUAGGCCAGGUGCCCAUCGAGGCCGAGUUCACGCGCCCCGACAGCUCCUACACCUCCGCCGCCGGCACCCGCGAGAUUUUCUACGCCCGCUACGUCGACUGGGCCGUGUCUCUGCCGCUGGUCGUCUUGGCGCUCAUGCUGUCUUCGGGCGUGCCCCUGUCCACGACCUUGACCACCAUGAUGGCGACCGAGAUCUUUAACGUCUGCCUUUUGAUUGGUGCCUUGACGGAGACCACUUACAAGUGGGGAUACUUCACCUUUGCCCUAAUGGCCGAAUGGUUCGUCUUCUACCAGCUCCUCAUCCCCGGCCGCAAGUACGCCUCAGCCGUCGGCGGCUCCGUCGGCAGCACCUACCUGACCGCCUCGCUGCUUGUCGUCACCUGCUGGUUCUUUUAUCCCAUCUCCUGGGGCCUGAGCGAGGGUGGUAACGUCAUCCAUCCCGACUCCGAGGCCAUCUUCUACGGACUUCUCGACAUCUUCAGCAGGCCCAUGGUCGGCGCCGUCCUGCUCCUCGGCCACCGCAACACCGACUUUGCGUCCUUGGGCUUCAAGGCCCGCGAGCCUGGUCAGAUCAACGAGAAGAGUCCCGGCCCGGUCCAGGGGAACAACGGGACCGUCGAAGCCUAA